Molecule: messenger RNA, 1822 nt
Organism: Scheffersomyces amazonensis
Lineage: Eukaryota; Fungi; Ascomycota; Pichiomycetes; Serinales; Debaryomycetaceae
Product: major facilitator superfamily domain-containing protein
Exons: 1
Coding region: 262-1770 (502 amino acids)
Biological process (GO): transmembrane transport
Cellular component (GO): membrane
Molecular function (GO): transmembrane transporter activity
Source: RefSeq, a predicted model, not a curated record
UAAGUAGCUCUUAUCUUUCGCAUUGUUGCACUGCCAAAUUAGGUUAUAUGUACAGAAAAAAAGGAAAAAUUUUCGAACGUUAAUAGCAAUAGCCGCAAAAUAUGACAUGUUUGUUAGGUUCAAAUUGAUAUAAGAAAGAUAAAAGGAUACAAUUUGAUAAGGUUGAGUAAUAACCACUAACUUUAUAAAUACGCAUGCAUCCGAUCCUUUUCUGAUCUCUAAGACAUACACAAAGGCAUUAUAACAAACAUAUAAGCCACGAUGCAAAAUCAAGACUUAAAAGAUCUCAGUAAUAUUUCCAUCAAGGAAGCAGGUAACUCUCCACGCACAAGCAACGAAAGUGUUGAAAGAGGCGAUUUUGAAGACACACACUAUAUAGAUGAAAAUUUAGAAAGAAGAAUUAUCAGAAAGUUUGAUUUUAGAAUUUUACCAUUGAUAGCUUGUGUAUAUUUAUUCAAUGCUUUGGACAAAGGUAAUAUCUCGAACGCUAAGACGAAUGGUAUUGACAUAGAUUUAGGUAUAACUGGUUAUAAAUGGAAUUUAAUGCUUUCAGUAUUUUAUAUUCCUUUUGUUUUAUGUGCUCUUCCAUUUGCCAUGAUAAUUAAGAAGUACAACGCUGCUAACUGUAUUCCUCUUUUGGCUUUUGGUUUUGGAGCUAUUAGUUUAUUAGCCGUAUCCGCGUUCAAUUUUGGAUCCCUUUUAACUGCAAGAUUAUUUCUUGGAGCAAUGGAAGCUCCAGUUUUACCUGCUUUAGUUUACUAUUUAACAACUUUUUAUCCUAGAGCAAAACUUGCAAGUCGUAUUUCAAUCUUUUAUUCUGCCAGUGCCAUUGCUAAUUCUUUCUCGGGUUUAUUGAGUUUCGGGGUAUUUCAAAUUAAUUCAUCUCGUUUGAGGGGAUGGCAAAUUUUAUUUUUAAUUGAAGGUUUCGGUUCAAUUUUAAUUUCUGUUCUUGCAUUCUUUUUAUUACCAAGAUCAAUUUCGAAUUCAAAGUUCUUGACUGACGAAGAGAAAAGGUACAUUACCUAUAGAAUUAAAACUGAUUCCAGUGAUGUUGUAACUACUAAUAAGAUUUCAUUUAAAGAUUCCAUCAAAGUUUUUAAGAAUCCAGUUGUUAUUGCAUGGAUGUUGGUCGAAAUCUGUAUUGGAGUUCCUUUAAAUUCAAUUAAUAAUUGGUUUCCUCAAAUUGUUGGUGUAUUGGGUAAAUCAACGGUUCAAACUAAUUUAUACACAGUUGCCCCUAAUAUAUGGGGAGCUAUUGUUUUAGUUGCCUUAUGUUUUGCUUCAGAUUAUUUUAAAGUUAGAUCAAUAUUUGUUUGUUUUGCUGUCUUAUGUACGUUACUAGGCUUUUUGGUAUUCGGAGUAAUUGAAACUCAAAAGCAUUUAGGAGUGGCAUAUUUCUCAUGUUUCUUAAUGACUAUGGGGGCUUCUGCUUCUUCUGUCUUAACAUCAACGUGGUACACAAAUAAUACACCAAAUGCUAACAGAAGAGCAGUUAUUUCAGCUAUUGGUGUACCUUUGGCUAAUGCUGCUGGUUUGAUUUCAACUAAUAUUUUCCUUCCAAAAGAUGCUCCUAAAUAUGUUCCUGCUUUAGGAAUCACCGCUGGUUUCGGUGGUUUAGCAAUUGUUAUUAUAACGUGUAUGACAGCAUUUAUGCUUUUUGACAAUAGAAGAAGAAACAAAAUUCAAGGUGUGGUUAAGACCUUUCAAGAUGUGCCUACCUCAGAAUUAAGUGAAGGGCCAGACAAUAUUAAUUUCAGAUGGAUGUAUUAGAUUUGUAGAUUUGUGAAUGUUGUUAUUUUAAUAUAUUAUUUUUUUUAUUCUC